This is a messenger RNA of Prunus persica (peach), 3388 nucleotides long. RefSeq names its product pentatricopeptide repeat-containing protein At2g18940, chloroplastic. Bases 279 to 2807 code for a protein of 842 amino acids. The transcript has a single exon. Lineage: Eukaryota; Viridiplantae; Streptophyta; Magnoliopsida; Rosales; Rosaceae. The record is from RefSeq and is a predicted model, not a curated record. Gene Ontology annotation, molecular function: protein binding.
UAGCGAAGAGACAAAGAUACCCUUGAAAGAAACUCAGUUAUUCAUAAACCCAAUCUUUUGCCCAAUAUCAUCUCUCUUCAAUAGAGACCAAUGAUCUCUCUGUCUCGGUCUGUCUCUCAUCCAAGUCACAAUAUCGAAACCCAUGCUGAAAUGCUCUCUCCAUCUACCGCUGCUAUAUCCAAAUCCAUUCUUCUCUGCUUAUUUUCUCACUUGUCACCCAAUAGAGCUUCUCUGCUCAUCCAUUGUAGCAAAACCCUUUAACUCCAAUUAUCUCUAUAAUGGAAGGUACUUUCUUUCCAUCCAGACCAGCAUAUCCCCUUCCAACAAACAGACCAAUACAACCAAGCCCUCCUGUGAAAUUCAAUUCAACAACAUUGCCACCCCCUCCUCAGACUCCAUCUCCUCCAUUUCCUAUUGACUCCCUUCUCCAGCACCUUCUGAGCCUCUCUUCACCACCUAACACUCCCCCCAAGCUCAAACCUUUAAACCCACCUCAGCAAACCAAUGGCAAUUUCCCUUCUCUUCAAAUUUCAGUUGAUUCAACCCCAAAACAGCAUCAUCAACUGAAGAAAGCGGCUUCAAUUUUGGUCCCAAAUUUUGAGGACGAUAAAGUAGAGGUGAAACCAGAAGAUGGGCUUCUUGACUUUUUGACAAUAAAGGGUAAGUUGAUGUUCAGUUCCAUUGUAGAGCAGCCUUUGCAUAGUUUGAAUGAUUUCUUUGAUUCUGCUAAGUUUGAGUUGUUUGAAGUUGAUUUGAUUAGUCUCUUGAAAGCAUUGGACCUCUCUGGCAAUUGGGAAAGAGCCCUUUUGUUGUUCGAAUGGAUUCUGUCCAACUUAAGCUCAGAAAAUUUGAAAUUAAAUAAUCCGAUGAUUGAACUAAUGGUUAGAAUUCUUGGUAGAGAGUCACAGCAUACGAUUGCAUCAAAAUUGUUUGAUGUGAUUCCUAUAGAGAAAUACUCAUUAGAUGUUCGAGCUUACACGACUAUCAUUCACGCUCAUUCUCGUACUGGCAAGUAUGAACGUGCAAUUGACCUGUUUAACAAAAUGGUGGAGCUUGGUCUCUCACCAACUUUGGUCACAUACAAUGUCAUGCUUGAUGUUUAUGGGAAGAUGGGUCGAUCUUGGAAUAAAAUUUUAGGCCUCUUGGAGGACAUGAGGAGCAAAGGAUUUGAAUUUGAUGAGUUUACUUGUAGUACGGUGAUAUCUGCUUGUGGAAGAGAGGGGUUGUUGAAUGAGGCAAAAGAGUUCUUUGCUGGAUUAAAGUCACAAGGCUAUGUACCAGGAACUGUUACCUACAAUGCUUUGUUACAAGUUUUCGGCAAGGCGGGGGUAUUUACAGAGGCCUUGAGUAUAUUAAAAGAAAUGGAGGACAACAAUUGCCCACCUGAUGCUGUUACUUACAAUGAGCUUGUGGCAGCUUAUGUGAGGGCAGGAUUCUCUGAGGAAGGUGCAUCUGUCCUAGAAACCAUGACCCAAAAAGGAACAAUGCCAAAUGCUGUUACAUACACGACUGUGAUAAAUGCAUAUGGUAAAGCUGGAAAGGAGGAAGAGGCUCUAAGGUUGUUCAACCAUAUGAAGGCGACAGGCUGUGUUCCUAAUGUUUGUACCUACAAUGCUGUCCUUGGAAUGCUCGGAAAAAAAUCACUACCAGAGGAGAUGAUAAUGCUGCUUUGUGAAAUGAAGGCAAGUGGAUGUGCCCCUAACCGUAUUACCUGGAACACAAUGCUUGCCAUGUGUGGGGAUAAGGGUAGGCACAAAUAUGUGAAUCGGGUCUUUCGAGAAAUGAAGAAUUGUGGUUUUGAGCCUGACAGGGACACAUUUAAUACCUUGAUCAGUGCAUAUGGACGGUGUGGGUCGGAAAUAGAUGCUGCACAGAUGUACGAUGAGAUGAUCAAAGCAGGAUUUACUCCAUGUGUUACAACUUACAAUGCACUUCUAAAUGCUCUGGCUCGGCGAGGGGACUGGAAAGCAGCAGAAUCUGUUGUUGUAGACAUGAGAAGUAAGGGCUUCAAGCCUAAUGAAACCUCAUAUUCAUUGAUGAUCAAUUGCUAUGCUAAGGGAGCGAAUGUGAAGGGGAUAGAGAGAAUUGAGAGAGAAAUUUAUGAUGGUCAUAUUUUUCCUAGCUGGGUUCUUUUAAGAACUCUUGUUCUUGCAAACUUCAAGUGUAGAGCACUGAAGGGUAUGGAGAGGGCAUUCCAGAAAUUGCAGAGCAAUGGAUACAAACCUGACUUGGUUCUAUACAAUUCGAUGCUUUCAAUUUUUGCUAGAAACAACAUGUAUGACCGGGCAAAUGACAUGUUGUACAUGAUUCGUGAAAACGGCCUUCAGCCAGAUCUUGUAACCUACAAUAGCUUGAUGGACAUGUAUGCCAGAAAGGGAGAGUGUUGGAAAGCAGAAGAAAUACUUAUGGCCCUACAAAAAUCUGGUGGGAAACCAGACCUAGUCUCUUAUAACACUGUCAUCAAAGGGUUUUGCAGGCAAGGGCACAUGCAGGAGGCCAUAAGAAUUCUCUCCGAGAUGACAGCCAGAGGGAUUCGGCCGUGUAUCUUUACCUACAAUACUUUUAUCACAGGCUAUGCAGGGCAGGGAAUGUUCUCAGAAAUAGAUGAAGUGAUUAGCUAUAUGACUCAGAACAAUUGCAAGCCCAAUGAGCUAAGCUACAAGAUUGCAGUGGAUGGUUAUUGUAAAGCAAGAAAGUAUAAAGAAGCCAUGGACUUUCUCUCAAAGAUUAAGGAGAUUGAUAAUUCUUUUGAUGAUCAAUAUGUGCAAAGACUUGCUUCCCGCAUUAGGGGUAAUUUGGAAUCAUAACUUCAUCAUGUAUCACUGUUGGUUUGGAUUUGCUUCUUGUUUCGGGAUGUGCUGGUCAGUACUGAAAAAAGGCUUGUGAACUAAUUUUCCAGCUACUUUGUUCAAUUUGCAAUGGAUAAGUCAGACAGGUAGUCAAAGUUAUAUGGAAUCUUGACAUGGAAGACAAAUUAUGGGUUUCAGCUUCUGAAUUCAAACCUAUCAACUGCUUUUCUGUGCAAUUGUUGCAAAUUGAUAGUGGUACAAAUUAAAAGCUCAAGAACCAGUUUGAGUGGAGUUCUUUUGAUCCCAAGACCUGCAUAACAGGGUUUCAAAGAGACGUUUGUUACUUUGUUGUUGGGUAUGUGUAUGAAAUUUUUAAGGCUAAAUUAUUGAAAUACCCCAUGCAAGUCAAUUUCAGUCUCAGUUUCCCCCUGAAAAGGGAAACUGGUUUACUGCUUUUGAUUAGAAAAGGGGAGCUGGUUUAUAUGUUUUUAUUUUAUUAGAGAUAUGAAGCUGCUGGGGAUUAUGUUUUGAUGUAAAAAUAUGUUUUUUAUGGCAAUUGUGUUGAUUGCUUUUGAUUAGAAAAGAGCUGAUGGUUUAUA